This is a messenger RNA of [Torrubiella] hemipterigena, 4218 nucleotides long. NCBI's taxonomy places the organism in Eukaryota, Fungi, Ascomycota, Sordariomycetes, Hypocreales, Clavicipitaceae. The record is from the annotation of a GenBank genome assembly.
CCGCAACCGCCAAAACAACACAUCCCCACAGGCGCUCAGGCUGCGGCACUGCAUCCUGCACGCCGCACAGGGGUCCCGUCCAUCACACAUCGCGCGGCCCCCGUGGGGUAAUUCCCGAUUCAUUAUUCUAUUUUUUUCUUGGCUGCUUUUUUUUGGUGCCUUGCUAGCCUCGAUCGAUCGCCCCUUCGGCAGUCGUCCGUGAUACAGAUAGCGCGUAACUAGCCCUCUGUCUGGUGAUAGCUUCACUGUGCGCUGCUUGCUUCGCACUCAGCUGUGAGUUUUAGCUCACUGCGGCUGAGGGUGCUCCUGCUGUAUCACUCACCCUUAUCCGCUCCUGUUUCGCAAACACGGACCAUUCCGUCCCAUCGCCACACGAUGAGCGCUUCCACACCACCCAAAGAUAUUUCCCGCACUCACUUUGCACACUGCGACUCGUCCACGAUGACGUCCACGACUGAGCUCUCGUCGCUGGUCCUGGAGAAACCGAACCCGGUGUCGAAACGCAUGUUCCGGCUCUAUGGAAUCUUGCUGCUUGGAUACCUCUGCAUUAUCCUCCAGGGCUACGAUGGCUCCCUGAUGCCCGCUAUCAAUGCCAUGCCCCAAUACCAGAAAUACUUUGGCCUCUCAGCAGCAGGUGCCCAGACUGGGCUUGUCUUUGCCAUCUUCAACAUUGGCUCGCUGGCAGCCCUGCCCUUUGCUGGCCCUAUUAACGACUGGCUCGGUCGUCGCUUCGGCAUCCUUGCCGGCUGCGUCUUUGUCAUUCUCGGAACGUGCAUCCAAGCACCCGCUAUCAACACGGGCAUGUUCAUUGGUGGCCGCUUUCUGUGCGGUUUUGGCCAGGGCUUCAUCAAUGUAUCUGCGCCCAUGUUUGUCGCUGAAAUGGCGCAUCCCUACUGGCGCGGUCCUCUGUCAGGUCUGAUGCAAACAAACUAUUUCGUUGGUGCCAUUGUAGCUUCAUGGAUCACCUACGGCACACUCUUUAUCGAAAGCGAGCGCUCGUUUCGUCUACCCAUCUGGCUUCAAAUGAUAUCCUCGACAACGAUUGCGAUUGGCAUCAUGUUCAGCCCGGAGACGCCGCGGUGGUUGAUGGCCAACAAUAAGCCCGACGAAGCCCGUGCUGUUCUUGUCGAGCUGCAUGGAGAUGGAAACGCAGAGAGCCCAGCAGUUAAGCUACAGAUGGCCGAGAUGGCCGCAGCCAUUGACAAGGACGGCGCCGAUAAGCGGUGGUGGGACUACCGAGACCUUUUUAAGACGCGUUCUGCCCGCCGGCGCAUGAUUUGUGUAGCAGGUAUGUCCUGGUUUGGACAGUACUCUGGCAAUGCACUUGUCAGCUACUACUUCCCUGUGAUUGUCGAGCAGACAGGUAUCCGAGACGCGCCGACGCAGCUACUCCUCAACGCCCUGAACCCAGUGGUGUCGUGGUUUGCUGCGAUUCUAGGCGCUUUGCUCCUCGACCGAGUUGGCCGCCGCCCAUUUCUGCUCUUUGGUGUAGGUGGCAUGUGCAUCUGUAUGGCCAUUAUUACAGGCUGCACCAAGCUGUCUGUCGACUACGCCAAUCCUGCCGCAGGCCACGCAGGCAUUUUCUUUAUUUAUCUGUUUAGUGUCAUAUUCUCCAUUGGCCUCGUGCCAUUACUACCUUUUUACAUUGCAGAGACGCUUCCUACCGAGACACGCGCCAAGGGUGUCGCUUUCGGUAACUUAGUAUCGUCGGCAGCGUCCAUUCUUGGUCUCUACACGUCAUCGAUUGCCAUUGAAGCAAUUGGCUACAAGUAUUACAUUGUCUUUAUUAUCUGGGACGCCAUUGAGUUCCUCAUUAUUUACUUCUUCUUCGUUGAGACCAAGAACCGCACACUGGAAGAGAUGAAUGCCAUCUUUGAGGCGCCGGACCCAGUCAAGAAGUCACUGGAAGAGACGUCGCAGUCUGAAAAGAUUCGUCAUACCAUUGAGGCGUGAGCCAGCUGUAUUUAUAUAUAUAUCGCAGAUACAAGUCCCUUCCUAGCCACUGUAUUUACAUUCCUUGUUUUAUAUACAUGUUGUACACUCAAUCAAUCAAAACUUGUUCGUCAAAGUCCAAAUAUUACCUCCUCCACCCUGCUGUGAUGUGACCAUUCCGUGGCAUACCCAUACUGGUUGCCUACUGCCCAAUCAUCUCGUCGGUCCAUGUAAAGAUUCUCUCAAAGUUACCAACGCCCGUUCCAGACAUGCUGAACAGCUCAUCGACGCCAACACCCAAUCCAGCGACUGCUUCGCCGCCCUUGAACACUUCCGGCACAGGCGGACUAGCAAACGAAACAAUUUGUGGCUCCUCAAGGAGAGCCACACUGCGAACGUUGAUGGGCGAUCUGGAUCGUCUAGCAGCGUCAAUUCGCUCAGCAAACUGGCCUGCCAGAUUAUCCAUUGCACCAAAACCGUGGACUUGCCCGGCACCUGUCCAGCGCGCGGAACCCUCUCGAAGUGCUUGCAGAAGAAUCUCAAAGUUUUGGUCUAGCGGUGUGCCAAAGUGAUUCGAGUCUGCCAACAGGACUCUUGCCGCUGUAAACAGACAAAACGACAAUGCUGGAGGAAGCACGACAAUUGUGUUGGCGACAAACUUGGCGGCAAUCGUGGCAAUCUCGGUGGCAGCGGCAUUGCAGGUCUUUGCCGCGUUCUGUGAGGGCAGGCGGUGUCUAAACGUGGAAUCUGGGUAGGCAAUAAUUUGAUGCAGCAUAAUGACACUCGUAUUAUGCGUAAUAUGCGCAAGCGUCAAGUUCUCAUCCAUCUUGCCUGUGGCAUCGAUACCCGCAACCUGCCAGCGGGCUGGGAGGAACGUCUUCCAGCGGACAAGCAUGGCGUCGAGCGACUGGAAGAGCUCAAACCACCUGCGUAGGGAAUCGUUGUUGGAAAUAUCGACAGUCUCGCGCAGCAAGAAGGUCGCCACGCGGUUCAAGCACUCGGAUGCUUCGACGAGGUACGCGAGUCCACCAAUGGCAUCAAUAUCGUCUGCCGGGUCAAUCGUCAAAUUAUCAAUGUCGAAGUAUCUCGCCUUCUUAUCGACACGGUCUCGCCAGAAGCAGCCUUCAACCGGCAAUCUGCGCUUAAUAUCGGUGCUCGUGAGCGACGUGUUCCAGCCAGUCGAUACGGAACAAAAGCGAUCCUGCAAGAAGAUGCACCAAAAAAUGCGCCUGAGCGAUUCUCUUUCGGUGGGUGUCUUUGCGGACGGCAAGAAUCCAAUACGAUUGAGCAGUUUGUCCUGAGCAGCAUCCUCCUCUUCGACUGCCAGUCCGAGCUGCUCAACAAUUCGCGUGGCCGACGCUACAAGUGACCAACUUCUCGGUCCACGACCUGCGCCAACCGUAUUAAAGGCAAGAAUGAUACUCGCCUGUAGCGUUUCCACAGAAAAUCGAUCCAUGGACGCCAGCACAACGGCAUCAUGACAACGUGAGUGGUACAGGUCCUGCGUCUGUCUAUCUGUAUUGUAGAAUCGAAUGGUCGCCGAAGUAAUCGCCUGGAGAACAACAUCUGCGGGCUGCCCGUAUCCGUCCUUGGCGCGCAUCAUAGCUUCAAAAGUCGGCUCAUGCAGAAUCGGAAUCCACGGAUGAAUCCUAGUAAAGUAUAUAUUGACCAGGUCGCGCAUCAUAGACGGCGGAGGCAGGACUUUUUGUCGGGCAGCCAGACUCGAUGUAGACGAUCCCAAGACACUUGCCGGCGCGGGAUUUGGGGGCACCGAGGAUAUUGAGGCGGGCGAGUCUGCCACGGAGCUCUGCGUUCGCUGUCGCUUGGCCUGGACGGGCAGCGAUUGCUGUGGCUGCGGUUUAAGGAGGGCCUGCCGGACGCUAGUGAGGCGAUCUUCGAGAUUGGUCGAUUCCUGGACGGGCGGCAAGCCCUCGGCGGACAAUGUGUUGGAGAGCAGUAGGGACUGGCCGAGCACAAGAGCUUCGAGCGUGUCCAUGCGCUUGACGAGGGCAUCAAUGUAUCCCGGCUUGGCGCCGCGGCGCUGGCCGUCCUCGUAAACGCAGACACUCCCAGAGGCUAUGCAGGACCGGCACGGAUCGUCGCGGGAGCACUUUUGUUUCUUGCGGCGGCAGAGGGUGCAUGCGCCGGCGUGGGAGCCGGUUUCUUCGGGUGCCGAGGUGGCGCUGGACGGCGCGCCGGAGUAGUCGUUGGCGGCCAUGUCAGGGCAUUUGAUGCGUCUAUUUGCAGGAGGAGGGUGACGGAAAUAAUAAAAGAAGGCGGCAGCUG